GGCGCGCGACGUAUCUCCGCGUUAUCAGCGGCCGCGGCAGCUGGCUGUGCCGGCUCCGGCGACAGUACACGGCGCGACAUGGCGCGGGCGGCCACUGCACGCACCGCCACCAAGCAGCUGGACGAUGACGCUGGCGCGGCCGCCGCCGACUCGCUCGAGGCCGCGCUGGCCCAGCUGGGACCCUUCGGCUUCUACCAGGGAUACAUGCUGAUAAUGCUGUGCAUCCCCAACCUGCUCGCCUGCAUGUACUCGCUCAACUACGUAUUCGUCGCUGACCAGGUGCCGUUUCGAUGCGUGGUACCGGAGUGCGAGGGCGUGCACCCUCAGUUUGAGAACGAGGCGGCGGCGGCCCUGCUGCCGGCCGGGGGGAGCGGCACCUGCGACCGGUACCAGCCGCUGCUACCCGACCUGUCGUCCUGCGACCGUGACUCCUUCCACCAGAAUCAAACCAUCACCUGUGACACCUUCGUCUACGAAAACUCCAACACCAUCUUUGCUGAGUUCGACCUGGCGUGCCGCGAGUGGAUGCGCACGAUGGUGGGCACCGUGCGCAACGUGGCGCUGCCCUUCGCGCUCGUCCUCACCGGCUACGUGUCGGACACAUACGGCCGCCGGACGGCGUUCUGUCUGUUCUCCGCGUUUGCGGGCGUGAUGGGCAUACUCAAAGCGUUCUCCGUCAACUACCAAAUGUACCUGGCCAUGGAGUUCUUCGAGGCCGCGCUUGGAUACGGUUUCAAUAGUGCUGGCUAUGUGAUGAUGGUGGAGAUAGCGCACCCCUCGCUGCGCGCGGUGUUCGCGUGCGCCACCGGCAUCGCGUACGGCGUCGGCGGCGUGCUGUUCGCGUGGGUGGCCUGGGGCGUGCCCUACUGGCGCCAUCUGCUCUGGACUAUCCACUCGUUGGCACUGCUGCUUCCGCUGUACUGGUUGCUCCUCGACGAGAGCCCGCGCUGGUUGCACGCCAAAGGCAACAUCGACAAGACCGCUGCCAUCAUCAGGAAAGCAGCUCAGUGGAACAAGGUAGUGGUGGACGAGACGCUGAUGGACAAGCUGCAGGAGACGAGGCGGAAGGAGGCGCAGGGCGGGGCGGAGCGCGCGUGGCUGAGCGUGGUGCGGUCGCGCGUGCUGCUGGGCCGGUUCGCGCUGUGCUGCUGGUGCUGGGCCGCGACCACGUUCGUGUACUACGGGCUCACCAUCAACUCGGUGGCGCUCGCCGGCAACAAGCACGUCAACUUCGCGCUCAACAUGUCCAUGGAGAUCGCGGCCUCCGUGCUCAUCAUGAUGGCACUCGAGCGCAUCGGGCGCAAGCUCUGCAUAUGUUUUGCGUUCCUGCUCUGUGGGGUGGCUUGUGUUUCACCUUUUUUUAUUAGUCACGAGACCACCAAUCUGGCGAUGUUCUUCAUGGGCAAGCUGUCGAUCACGUUCGCGUUCAACUCUCUGUACGUGUUCACGGCGGAGCUGUACCCCACGCACACGCGCUCGUCCGCGUUGGCCGCCUGCUCGCUCGUGGGCCGCGCCGGCUCCAUACUGGCGCCGCAGACACCCCUGCUGAGCAUGUACCUGCAAGCGACGCUGUACGGCGUCUGCAGCGUGACGGCGGCGCUGGCAGUGCUGUGUGUGCCGGAGACGCGCAGCGCCAGCCUGCCGCAGCGCGUGGCGGACGCGGAGCGCCUGCGCCCCGCGGUGCCCCAGCCGUCUCCUCUGCAAGCACCCAUGACCCCGCCGCGCCCGCGCCUCGUGUCCGCCGAUACCUGAUCCUGAAUGAUAGAUAGUGACCCUACUAGAGAGCACCCCCAGACCCACGCUGCGCGCACUGUAGCUAGAGCUCGCGGUCUGACCGCGCAGCCUGCAGCUACAGCGACAGGGGAACGUGUACUUACUACUAUUGUAUAUCACAUGAAUUCUGACUCACUGGACCUAUGCUGUGCGCGAAUGCGUGUGUGAUUGGAUUAUUUGUAGGAUGCUGCGGGAAGUGGUUGCUACAUAUUAACGCACAUCUCUGCUUCCACCAUUCGGAGAUUAAAAGCCAUCAUCGUAUCAGCCACAAAAUGUAUGUCACACUUAUAUAAAAAGAUAAUGAUGAUAUGUAACAAGAUACAAAGACGUACAGAGUAGGUACUUGGUGUGAGCGAGUGACCGGGUGACGUGUCUCAGGCGAGCUCACUCGAGUGUGACUGUCAUUAUAGACAAUCAUUUGUAUGUACAUAAGUAUAUCUAUAGUUAUAUAAGUUUGUAUUGGUGUACCAUAAAAUAAAAGGCGUGAUGUAACAAAUUUGAUUUAAUUAAAAUUAUAAAAGUCUGAAUAGCAAAAAUAUACAAAAUAUAAAAUCCCGAUUCCAACAAUAUGUACCUACUAUUUAGUACAUAAUAAUAUGUCGCAGCCAACCAGCUUAAUUAGACAUACA
Spodoptera exigua (beet armyworm) is the source of this 2402-nucleotide messenger RNA. NCBI's taxonomy places the organism in Eukaryota, Metazoa, Arthropoda, Insecta, Lepidoptera, Noctuidae. The record is from the annotation of a GenBank genome assembly.